AUGUCGAGCUUCCAGCCAGUCAACCCGAAACCUUUCCUGCAGUUGCAAACGGGCAAGCCCGUGCUGGUGCGCCUCAAGUGGGGCAUGGAAUACAAGGGCUUCCUCGUCAGCACAGAUAGCUACAUGAACCUGCAGCUCGCCAACACCGAAGAGUUCCAGGAUGGCAAAUCCAACGGCAUGCUCGGCGAAGUCUUUAUCAGAUGUAACAAUGUUCUCUACUUGAGAGAGCUUCCCGACGAGUCGGCAUAG
This is a messenger RNA of Sporisorium graminicola, 249 nucleotides long. RefSeq lists its product as uncharacterized. Gene Ontology annotation, molecular function: RNA binding. Gene Ontology annotation, biological process: mRNA splicing, via spliceosome; spliceosomal snRNP assembly. Gene Ontology annotation, cellular component: catalytic step 2 spliceosome; U1 snRNP. The record is from RefSeq and is a predicted model, not a curated record. NCBI's taxonomy places the organism in Eukaryota, Fungi, Basidiomycota, Ustilaginomycetes, Ustilaginales, Ustilaginaceae. The transcript is spliced from 2 exons. The coding region runs from base 1 to 249 and encodes 82 amino acids.